This is a messenger RNA of Microsporum canis CBS 113480, 1065 nucleotides long. RefSeq lists its product as uncharacterized. Lineage: Eukaryota; Fungi; Ascomycota; Eurotiomycetes; Onygenales; Arthrodermataceae. The coding region runs from base 1 to 1065 and encodes 354 amino acids. The transcript is spliced from 5 exons. The record is from RefSeq and is a predicted model, not a curated record.
AUGGUUGAUCUUGGGCGACCGACGGCCGACGUUCCCAGCCGGGGAUAUCAGCUCUGGUUGACGGACGUGGUGGUUGUCAUCGUGGCCGGAGUCUUUGUCGUUAUCCGUCUGGUCUCGAGAUAUCUGCGGAGUGGCAUCCAGGUGGACGACUGGACCAUACUGGCCGCUUUGCUGCUGUCAGUGCUCUUCUCGACGGCUCAGAAUAUUGCUCAAGUGCUGUACAAGCUGGUGAUCUGUCUGGCCAAAGUGUCGAUUCUCCUGCUAUACCUGAGGAUCUUCUACGUGCACCAGUACUUCAGACGGAUCUGUAUCUGUCUCAUCGUGUUCACCAUAUGCUCUGGGAUAGCCUUCAUCCCGCCAACGAUCUGGCAGUGCUCGCCUGUAGCCGCCUACUGGGACAGAAGCAUCCCGCAUACCUGUCUGAGCAGCUUCCCGAACUGGCUGUCCUAUGCGAUAAUCAACAUCACGACAGACGUGAUACUGCUGAUUCUCCCGGUCCAGCAAAUCCUCCGUCUCCAGCUGACCAAGCGCGACAAGAUCGCCCUGAUACUGGUCUUUCUGUUGGGAUCAUUCGUCUGCAUAACCAGCAUCUACCGGGUGACUCUGCUCGCAUCAUCUUCCUCGACAAAGGACGUAUCUUGGUCGACGACUCCGACCUCCAGCUGGAGCGCGGUGGAGAUCAACUCAGGCAUCAUCUGCGCCUGCCUGCCGAUGGCCCGCCAGACGCUCUCACACGCCCUCACAUGCUGUCUGCCCCCGCAGACGACGAAGAACAGCACCUCCGUCUCCCCUUCCCAGGGAUACCACUCGGGCCACUUCUCUCGCAUCUCACGGGGCGGGAAGCCGGUAUCUGGCCACCACACCAACCGCGGCGGCCUUCCGUGGGAGAACACAGCGCACGUCCAAGACAACAUCGUGCUGACAUCGAUCCAAUCAGACAGACACCGGCAGCUCCGUCGCUCGGACAGUGAGGAGGGGAUCCUGGGCCAGGGUUGCUACCUGGGUAACGGAGGCAUCAUCAAGCGGACGGAUGUGUCUAUUAUCGAGCACUCAAGGGCAGGCUAG